AUGAUUCAGUUUACGUGUCGAGAUUGUGAUUACAUUUCCUUUUCUUCAGCAGAAACCACAUCAACAUCAGGGACGACCACCACAGCCAGUUCUACUGCCAGCUCCACAACUGAAGAAUCAGCUACAACAACAGGGACAGGUACCACAGCUGAGACGACUGCCAUUUCCACAGCUGUAAGAACAUCAACAAGAACAACAACAGCGCCUACAACUACACCUGGCUCCACCAGUACCUCAACAACAGAAGAAACCACUUCAACAACAGUAUCCGCCACUACAGCACCGUCUACUUCCAGUUCCAUAACUGAACAAACCUCCACAACAGUCUCAGCAACAACUCCUGGCUCAACCACUGGCUCCACAACUGAAAGCACAUCAACAUCAGGGACAACCACCACAGCCAGUUCUACUGCCAGCUCCACAACUGAAGAAACAACUUCAACAUUAGUAUCCACCACUACAGCACCGUCUACUUCCAGUUCCACAUCUGAACAAACCUCCACAACAGUCUCAGCAACAACUCCUGGCUCAACCACUGGCUCCACAACUGAAACCACAUCAACAUCAGGGACGACCACCACAGCCAGUUCUACUGCCAGCUCCACAACUGAAGAAUUAGCUACAACAACAGGGGCAGGUACCACAGCUGAGACAACUGCCAUUUCCACAGCUGGAACAUCAACAACAACAACAACAAGAACAACAACAGCGCCUACAACUACACCUGGCUCCACCAGUACCUCAACAACAGAAGAAACCACUUCAACAACAGUCUCCGCCACUACAGCACCGUCUACUUCCAGUUCCAUCACUGAACAAACCUCCACAACAGUCUCAGCAACAACUCCUGGCUCAACCACUGGCUCCACAACUGCAACCACAUCAUCAUCAGGUUCAACCACCACAGCCAGUUCUACUGCCAGCUCCACAACUGAAGAAUCAACUACAACAACAGGGCCAGGAACCACAACUGAAACCACUUCAACAACAGUAUCCACCUCUAGAGCACCGUCUACGUCCAGUUCCACAUCUGAACAAACCUCCACAACAGUCUCAGCAACAACUCCUGGCUCAACCACUGGCUCCACAACUGAAACCACAUCAACAUCAGGGACGACCACCACAGCCAGUUCUACUGCCAGCUCCACAACUGAAGAAUCAGCUACAACAACAGGGACAGGUACCACAGCUGAGACGACUGCCAUUUCCACAGCUGUAACGACAACAACAACAGCGCCUACAACUACACCUGGCUCCACCAGUACCUCAACAACAGAAGAAACCACUUCAACAUUAGUAUCCACCACUACAGCACCGUCUACUUCCAGUAACACGACUGAACAAACCUCCACAACAGUCUCAGCAACAACUCCUGGCUCAACCACUGGCUCCACAACUGGAACGAUUUCAACAAAACUGACUGCAACCACAGCAAGUACCACUGCCAGUUCCACACCUGAAACACCAACAACAACAGAGAUUACCACACCGCCCAGUACUGCUGCCAGUUCCACACCUAAAACUACUACAACAACUGAAACAACCACCACAUCAAGUACUACUGCAAGUUCCACACCUGAAACAACGACAAUAACAGAGACUACCACCACAGGAAGUACUACUGCCAGCUCUACACCUGAAGCAACUACAACAACAGAGAUUACCACACCGCCCAGUACUACUGCCAGUUCCACACCUGAAACAACGACAACCACAGAGACUCCGACACUGCCUAGUACUACUGCGAGUUCCACAACUAAAACCACAACAACAAUAGAGACUACCACCAUACCAAGUACUACUGCCAGUUCCUCAACUGUGUCACCAACAACUACUGGCUCAACCACUGGGUCCACAACUGAGACGACCACUAUAGCUAGUUCUUCUGCCAGUUCUACAACAGAAGUAACAACUACAACAGUGAAAACAACCACAGAGGUUCCUUGCCAUGGAAAAUGGUCUGUGUGGAUUAACAACAACAAACCAUCUGUUGAGCAAAAGCAUGAUAAAGAACCAUUGGAUCCAAUUCGAGAUACCGUGUGUCAAUCUUAUGGGAACAGGAUUACAAAUAUUCAAUGUGAAGCUCUCAAAUUUCCUGGGUAUCCAAUUAGUAAAACCAACGAUACAGUAACAUGUGAUGUAAACAGCGGAUUGAUAUGCCACAAACCAGCUAGUGGCGCCCUUACAUGUCUGGACUAUAGAAUUAGAGUUUGCUGUGAACCAUUUGAAACAACAACACUUCCAACCAUAACAACAUCCGUCUCCAGGGCUACUACACCUGGAGAAUGUUUCUGUAAUUCAGACCCACCAAGGAAGUGUAAUGAAACGUGGCAAGAGAACUGUGAGACCAUUACUUGUGUUAUAGCGCAAACAUAUGAAAUUACGAAGGUGCCCUGUUCAGUCCCUGUGAAACCUACAUGUUACAGUGGCUCAGAACCCAAAAGUGUCCAAACUAAAGAUGGCUGCUGCUCAACAUGGGACUGUGACUGUAACUGUCAAAUAUGGGGGAACAGACAUUAUCGUACCUUUGAUGGGCUGCAAUAUAACUUCUUUCAAAAUUGUACAUAUGUUCUUGUACAAGAAAAAGUUCCAAGAUACAAUUUCUCUGUGAUACUUGAUAAUUAUGAUUGUGCUCCACGAAAUUUAGUGUCCUGCCCCAAAAUACUCAUCAUUAACUACAAUGGAUAUGUCAUCUAUUUUUCAACUCAGAAACCUUCGGUAACUAUCGAUGGAAUGAAAGUGAACUUUCCAUAUCAUGGAAAAGAACUUAAUGUUACAAAAAAUUACAACAAAGUUACAAUUUACAUUCCUGCUAUUCGAACCACAAUCAUUGGUCGAAAAAACAACUUCAGGAUCAGAGUGCCGGAGCAGUACUUCUUACAAAAUACCCAAGGACAAUGUGGUUCUUGUUCUAGAAAUAUGAACGAUGAAUGUACACGAAGGAAUGGAAAUUUAGAGCCACUUGACUGCUGUCACAAAACUGCACUUGACUGGAAAGUUAAUAAUCCCAAAAAGGCAUAUUGUGCAGCAGCUCCUACAAAAGUGCCUUGUGAAGCACCUCCAACUCCCCUUCCAUGUGUAUAUGGGAAAACAGUGUGUGAUGUUCUAUCAGGAGAGUCAUUCAGACAUUGCAGAAAUAGGCAAGAUCUUACAAAAUAUAUCGAGGCAUGUCAGAAUGACCACUGUGCAGUUAAUUCGACAGAGUUGGAAUGUUCUGAUGUGGAAGCUGCUGCCAUGAUUUGUAAUGCAGCUGGGACUUGUGUUGACUGGAGAGCUUCGACAAAUGGAUUAUGCUCCUACAACUGUCCAUUCAGUUUCACCUACAAAGCCUGCGCCAGAUACAAUGACAAUUAUUGUAAGGAUGGUGUGAUGAUAUCUGGGGAGAGAUUUGAUGAGCGUGUUGAAGGUUGCUUUUGUCCAGAUGGAAUGAUGCUCUCUGAGGAUAGAACCCAAUGUGUUCCUUCAUGCACUAGAUGCAAAGAUAAAGCAGGAAACCUAAGAUACGAAGGUGAAAGUUGGUCUCAUCCCAAUGAUACAUGUAUCCACUACCAAUGUUCAAGAGAUAUGGUGAUAAAGACACAAAUAACAUGUUCAUCUCGUCCACCCUGUGAUGAGGCUAACAAAAUAUGGGAUGGAUAUCACUGCUGCUAUGACUGUCGUCAGGAAUUAAAAUUCUGCAAAGUAAAUAAGAAACAGCUCAAUGUCACGAAGAAUGGCUGUUCAGCAAACAUUGGGGUGCAAAUAUGUGAAGGACAUUGUGAAUCAUUUGCCAUGUUCAAUCCCGAAAUGAAUGGCAUGGAACGAAAAUGUUCCUGCUGCAAUGAAAAUGAAACGGAGACAAAAUCAGUGAUGCUGCAAUGCCCCAAUGGAACAACUCAACAAUACUUAUAUACUUCUGUAAAGUCAUGCCAGUGUAAAACCUGUACAGGAAGCCGAGAGUAUUAAUGCCACACUCACGUAGCUAACUCACUGAACAUAUUUCAAUUGAUGCUUAAAUUGGAAAUUGAAUUCUAAAGUAAAAGACUCUUUUUCUUUAUGAAUUCUGUUUGAUUGAUAUAAUUUAAUGGUGAUAAAAUAAUAUUGUAAAGUUUCAUUUACUCCUAACUCCUUCUUUUAAACUGUGGGAAUGCAAUCUGUUCAUAACAUGUCAUUGAUCUGUUUCAAACCUUUUGCUUGUUUACUGCAAAUUGAAAUCAAUAAAACCU
Molecule: messenger RNA, 4205 nt
Organism: Stegostoma tigrinum
Lineage: Eukaryota; Metazoa; Chordata; Chondrichthyes; Orectolobiformes; Stegostomatidae
Product: mucin-2-like
Exons: 45
Coding region: 1-3945 (1314 amino acids)
Cellular component (GO): extracellular matrix
Source: RefSeq, a predicted model, not a curated record